This is a messenger RNA of Staurois parvus, 360 nucleotides long. The record is from the annotation of a GenBank genome assembly. Lineage: Eukaryota; Metazoa; Chordata; Amphibia; Anura; Ranidae.
UUAGCGACUUAUUGCGAGACUGUGGCGGGCAUUCUGACACUGGGGGGAACUGACUUGGUGUCACUGACAUCCCCAGGGACACCAAUACUGUAAUUAGUGCUAAUAAAAAGCACUGACACUGUACUAAUGGCACUGGGCAGGAAGAGGUUAACAUGUGGGGCGAUCAAAGGGUUAACUGUGUGCUGUUUUACAUACGGGGCUAUGUUUGUGUUUCACUGUAAGCACACUGCUUUGUAUGGCUGUGCUAUGCACAGCCAUGCAAAGCAGUGUGCAGGAGCUGAUUGGAGAGAACUGUUUUGUUUACUACAGUUCUUCCCCCACCCUAGAUGCUCGGUAGUCACCGGGCGCCGGUGGGUAAUU